AUGGCCUUCGAAAAGAGGAUUCGAAGCCGAAAGGCCCAAUCCAUGAUUACAACCGACACAACCGCUGAUGAUUCUUUUGAGGAACUGUCUUCGGCACCGUCUCUUUCGCGGAGAGAAUACUCCGAAGAUAACCUCGGUAGCUCAAAAUUUGCUGAAGCAAUGAAAAACCCCGACUGGCGUCGACGCGAUGGAUUCAGUGCUUCUGACCAUAUAGACACAACCAACAGCAUAAAUCAAACCAGGCCACAUAGUCGAGAGACUCCCAACAAUGGUACAGAAGGAGAAUAUAUCUCCCAUAUGAGGAAUGGAAGCAUAUCUCCAUGGACUUUCAUUGACAAUUCCAAUCAAUUCCAACCUUGUCUAUGCGGUUCUGAGACUGAUACCAAGGAUUCAAACGUGUCUUUUGCCAACCAAGAACAUGAUAAUGUGCAGGCAGCUGGUGCCAUGAGUGGGCUCUGUACUAUCCGGCUUAACGUCGACCUGGCCGGUGGCCACAGCAAGGACCGCCAACUCCGCGUUCUUCAAGUUUCACCCCUUCCUUCUUACGCUGCCAGCCCACAGGAGCAUAGAGCGGCAGUCCCUAACAUUGAUCAAGAGGCUCCUAUUGCCUACGUGCAACGUGUUGUCAGAACACAGCGAAGAACUAUGCAAAGAACUGAUAGCUCCAAUGCGGAACGAUGCCGAACUCAUCGCCAUAUUUUCCCCACAGAGGCCGGAAACGAGAGUGAACUCGACAAAGAAAGGACUAAAAAGGCCAGGCAAGCUGUACUGAAGGACACAGCUGUUGCCAACAUCGGCAGCACACAUGGAAAAUCUCAACCGGAAGUACCCAGCGGCCCGUCAUCAUCAGCUGAGCAAACCAGAAAGAGUGAAGAACUCGAACGCAGAAAAGCUGCUUUCAUGAAAAUUCUGCAAAAGCUUCAGAAAGGGUCAAAAAAUGAGACUGAAAAAAGCAAGAGAUAUAUAGAUAGGCCUUUUAUCAGCCAUGGUUGUCCUUGGGGCCCAAAAUCAAGCCAGCAGCCGAGCCAAUCUAAACAAAAAAGCUCUGAUUCCGGUAUUGGCUCUCUUUAUAGCGAUCCACGGAGAAAUAAUGACUCAUCUAAUGACUCCGGAAUCCGAAUUGAUUCUGAUGUCCUCACACAUGGGUUGAACCCUAGGGCAAGGGAAUUCCUGUCAUUCAAAAGAAGUUUCCCGGCAGCACCUCAAACUCUGGGAAUUGUCAGUUUUUCAGAAGACGAGAUUUUGAAGAGUAGAUUGUUAAGUCAAACUGAGAAUGGAAGCGAAGACAUCGUUGGAAACACCAUCAGCACUGCAUCCCAUAACAUGGACGACAUUUCUGUUCCCGCACUACAGUCAGACAUUGGUGCCAACAGUACAGAGAGUACAUCUGUUCCAGUGAUAAGUACAGCCGAUUCAACCAAACAGGACUCAGAAGAGAUCAACUACUCAUCGAAUAUAUCGCCGCCCGCCCAUUAUGGAUCCCCAGGGGGUGCUUGUGGCCCUUCAGUGCGAAAUAUCCUCACCCCUGGAGUGCUACCUGGUCUGGGACUUGGAAUCCUGCCAACGCCUGCCACGUUCGGUAAUACGCCGAGCCUAGCAAUGUUUAAUCCUCUUCUACAACAGUAUCCUGUCGCAUCAGGUCACUUCAUGGGCACUUCUGCAGCGCCUCAGAUUUUCUUCAACCCAACGCCGGGAAGUAGUUGUUAUCAACCUCACCCACACCCUGUUCCCAAACCAACCAACCCCGACCCAAUUCAGCAGCAAAAAUAUGAAGAAUACAUUGAAUGGCGUAAAGCUCAUGAGCCUGGAUACGCACUUGCAUGCAAAGGUCGGCAACAACGCCGUGCCCAACGUGGUGUAGCAACGCAACCUGGAUCAAUGCAUCACGCUUCGUGCGAAGGAGCCCAAAUGGUUCAGUGA
Fusarium tjaetaba is the source of this 1920-nucleotide messenger RNA. RefSeq lists its product as uncharacterized. The record is from RefSeq and is a predicted model, not a curated record. The coding region runs from base 1 to 1920 and encodes 639 amino acids. NCBI's taxonomy places the organism in Eukaryota, Fungi, Ascomycota, Sordariomycetes, Hypocreales, Nectriaceae. The transcript has a single exon.